Messenger RNA from Microthlaspi erraticum, 2667 nucleotides. The record is from the annotation of a GenBank genome assembly. NCBI's taxonomy places the organism in Eukaryota, Viridiplantae, Streptophyta, Magnoliopsida, Brassicales, Brassicaceae.
AUGACUGAGGCACUUGUGUCUUUUGGAGUGGAGAAACUUUGGGAGAUCUUGAGUCGAGAACCUGGGCGACUGCUAGGAGUUCAUGAGCAAGUUGAUGAAUUAAAACGUGAGAUGAGAACUUUACAAUCAUUGUUGAAAGAUGCAGAUGCUAAGAAAUCUGAGAGUAAUAUUGUGAGAAACUUCUUGGAAGAUGUCAAGGACAUUGUUUUUGAUGCUGAGGAUAUCAUCGAAUCCUUUUUCCUAAAAGGAAUAAAGGAGAAAGGGAUCAAAAAGCGUGUGAAAAGACUUUCUUGCUUCUUAGUGGAUCGCCGGAAAUUUGCUUCAGAUAUUGAAGGCAUCACUAAGAGAAUCUGUGAGGUGAUUGUGCGAAUGGAGAGGUUUGGCAUAAAAAUUAUUGAUGGUGGCCGUUCAUUGUCGUUGCAAGAAAGACAAAGGGUGCAAAGAGAGAUCCGACAAACAUUUCCCAAUAGUUCUGAAAUGGAUCUUGUGGGUGUUGAAGAGAGUGUUGAAAAGUUGGUUGAUCAUUUGGUGAAGGAUGAUAAGAUUCAAAUGGUUUCUAUAUCGGGGAUGGGUGGUAUUGGUAAAACGACGCUUGCUAGACAAGUUUUCCAUCAUGACAUUAUCAGACGUCAUUUUGAUGGAUUUGCAUGGGUGUGUGUUUCCCAAGAGUUUACGCAAGAGAAUGUUUGGCAAAGGAUCUUGCAAGAUCUUAGACCAAAUGAUGAAGGAAUAAAACAAAUGGAUAAGGGUACACUCCAGCGUUCGAAGAUGAUAAUAACUUCUCGCAAUGAAGGUGUUGGUUCACAUGCAGAUCCAACAUGUUUCCCCUUUAAACCAAGAAUCCUUACUUCCGAAGAAAGCUGGAAGCUAUGUGAGAGCAUAGUAUUCCGUAAUAGACACGAAACAGAGUUAAGGGUUGAUGAAGAACUAGAAGGCAUGGGUAAGAAAUUGGUCACAUACUGUGGAGGACUCCCAUUAGCCCUUAGAGUGUUGGGAGGCUUGUUAGCUAAGAAAUAUACACUUUCAGAGUGGCAAAGAGUAUACGAGAAUAUUCAAACUCCGAUCGUCGGAAAAUCUGUUUUGGAUGACAACAAUCUCGAUUCGGUUCACCGAGUAUUGUCUCUGAGCUAUGAAGAUUUGCCAAUGCAGUUAAAGCAUUGCUUCCUUUACCUAGCCCAUUUCCCUGAAGACUCGGAGAUACAUGUGGUGAAAUUGUUCCCUUUAUGGGCUGCAGAGGGAAUAAUAACUUUAGGUUGUGAUGGAGAAACAAUUAAAAAAAGUGGAGAAGACUAUCUAGAAGAGCUAGUGAGAAGAAAUAUGGUUAUUGCUGGAGAAAACUAUUCGAGUAACUAUUCGAGUAAUGGAAGUCGUGAUUAUUGUCAAAUGCAUGACAUGAUGAGAGAAAUGUGCUUAUCUAAAGCCAAAGAAGAAAACUUUCUUCAGGUCUUGGAGGUCCCUACUUCCACCUCUACUACCAAUGCUCAAAAUCCUAGUAGAGCUCGAAGACUCGUUGUACAUACUGAUAGUGGUAAUGCACUUCAUAUGUUGGGACGGAAAAACCAUAAAAAAUGCAGAUCUGUUUUGUGCUUUGAUGCUGAGGGAAACUUGUGGAAGCCGUCAGCUCCAGUUUUCCGAAGUUUACCAUUACUCAGGGUGCUAGAUCUCGAGAAUGCCAAGUUUGAAGGAGGGAAGUUACCUUCCAGCAUUGGAGAGCUCAUUCACUUGAGAUUCUUGAGCUUAGUUGAAUCUACAGUAUCUCAUCUGCCUUACUCUCUGGGGAAUCUAAAGCUUCUGAUCUACCUCAACUUAUUUGUAGACGUUGGUGAGGUAGUUUGUGUGCCAAAUGUUCUGAAAGAGAUGCGAGAGUUAAGGUACCUUAUCUUACCUAAUUCUAUGGAUGAUAAAACAAAGUUGGAAUUGGGUGAUCUCGUGAAUCUGGAGAUUCUUUGGAAUUUCUCAACAAAACAUAGUAGUGUGACAGACCUCCUCCGUAUGACUAGGCUCACGAGCCUUGGUGUUCAGUUAACUAGCGAGUGUACUACUGAAACUCUAUUGUCAUCUCUCUCUGAAUUAAAAAAUCUGGAGACUUUUGGUUUAAUUGAUUCCGGCAUAUCUGGUGUGGUUUAUCAAGGGGCCGACUUCGUUCUGGAUUUCAUUCAUCUAAAGGAAUUAAUGUUGGCCAUACAUAUGCCAAGGUUUCCUGAUGAAUACCGAUUCCCGCCCAACCUUGCACGCAUAGCUCUACGUUAUUGCAGGAUGGAGGAGGAUCCAAUGCCAAUUCUGGAAAAGUUGCUUCAUUUAAGGACGUUUGUUUUGUCAUCGCAUGGUUUUGUCGGGAGGAAAAUGGUGUGCUCAAAAGGUGGAUUUCCCCAGUUAUGUUAUCUAGAAAUAUCCAAGCAUGAAGAGUUGGAAGAGUGGAUCGUAGAAGAAGGGUCAAUGCCAUGUCUUCGUAAGUUGAUUAUAUGUGACUGCAAAAAGCUGAAGGAGCUGCCGGAUGGGCUGAAGUAUAUAACUUCCUUUAAGGAACUGGAAAUUAAAGAAAUGAACAGGGAGUGGACCAAGAAAUUGGUACCAGGUGGAGAACAUUACUACAAAGUUCAGCACAUUCCUAGUGUUCAAUUUUUCAACUGUAACGACGAUGAAGAUGAAGAUGACGACGAUGAAUAA